AUGGCCUGGACACAUUAUCAACGCAUUUUAGCUAUUCUUAUGGUUGUUACUGGUUCAUUUAAUACUCUCUCUGUAAAAUAUGCAGAUAAACAAGUUGUGCCUGGACAAGAUGGAAUACCUCGUCAUUUUAAUCAUCCUUUUAUGCAAUCUUCAUUUAUGUUCUUGGGUGAAAUGUUAUGCUUUUUCAUUUUUAAAAUUGCAUAUUGUUACUACAGUCGUAAGGAUGAUGGUUCUGUAGAUAAUAGUACCUUAACUAAAGGAUCUCGCAGCUUCAAUCCAUUUGUCUUAUUUAUACCAGCUAUGUGUGAUAUGUUAGCAACUUCUAUUAUGUACGUUGGUCUCAACAUGACUUAUGCCAGCAGUUUUCAAAUGUUGCGUGGUGCAGUUAUAGUUUUUACUGGUAUUCUUUCAAUGGGAUUCCUUGAUAGAAACUUAGGUAGAAGAGAAUGGAUAGGAAUUGUAUGCGUUUUAAUAGGUUUAGCGCUUGUUGGCAUAAGUGAUAUAAUGGUUAUGAAAGAUGAUGACGUUAACCUGAAUUCUAUUUUAACUGGAGAUUUAUUAAUAAUUUGUGCGCAGGUAAUAACAGCAGUUCAAAUGGUAAUAGAAGAAAAAUUUGUUGCUGGUCAAGAUAUUCCUGCUUUGCAAGCAGUUGGUUGGGAAGGUAUUUUUGGAUUUAUUGGUAUAUGUCUGGUUAUGAUCCCUCUUAAUUUUAUUUAUGCACCACCACCAUUUGCGGAUAAUUCACGAGGAACUCUUGAAGCUACUGCGGAUGCUUUUGUACAAAUUGGAAAUAGUGGCAGAUUACUAAUGGCAAUAGUUGGAAUAGCAUUCAGUAUAGCAUUUUUUAAUUUUGCUGGUAUUAGUGUCACAAAAGAAAUCAGUGCUACAACAAGAAUGAUUUUAGACAGCAUACGAACGAUUGUUAUAUGGGCUUUUUCAUUGCAAUUUAAAUGGCAAGAUUUUCAUUAUCUCCAGCUCAUUGGUUUUGCAAUUCUUUUAAUUGGAAUGUUUUGUUAUAACAAUGUGUUAAUUCCACAAUUGGUAAAAAAAUGUCAGUUCUGCUUAAUAAGAAAGAAACGCGCUACUGAUGAGGAAAGCAUUGUUAACAUUGCUGCAGAUGUUCUAGAAAAUAUAUAA
Messenger RNA from Vespa velutina, 1137 nucleotides. It is a transcript of the gene Tango9, whose product is annotated as solute carrier family 35 member F6. Gene Ontology annotation, cellular component: intracellular membrane-bounded organelle; Golgi membrane. NCBI's taxonomy places the organism in Eukaryota, Metazoa, Arthropoda, Insecta, Hymenoptera, Vespidae. Gene Ontology annotation, molecular function: pyrimidine nucleotide-sugar transmembrane transporter activity. Bases 1 to 1137 code for a protein of 378 amino acids. The record is from RefSeq and is a predicted model, not a curated record. Gene Ontology annotation, biological process: pyrimidine nucleotide-sugar transmembrane transport. The transcript is spliced from 7 exons.